AUGGAGUCUAUCAAGAACACAAUAGAAGAACUCACUGCACUAUUUAAUACAAAAAUGUCUGAAUUCCAAAAAGAAUUAAAGACCUCCAUCCCAGCAACGAGCCCCACAUCGAAUAUUAACAGUCAGUUCAAUAUAUUUCGGUCAUUUGUUCUGACAGCCUUAGAAAAUUUACAACUACAAGUCGAAUUCUUAUCAAGGCAAUAUGACCAAUUAGAAAUGCAUUCUAGGAAGAAAAUUAUUCUGUUGCAUGGAAUUGCUGAAGAUUCUAAAGAGAAUGUCGCUGUGCGUGCCUCAAAAACUUUAGCUGAACAUCUGAAUAUUCCAAAUAUUAGCCCCGACUCCUUUAGACAUUGUCAUCGUUUAGGGCAUAUGGUUACGAAGAAGCCCCGUCCUGUAUUGAUAAAAUUUAUAGACCAAUCUGUCAAAGAUAAGGUCUGGUCCACCAAGUCCAGUUUGAAAGGCUCCGGAAUAACCAUGUCCGAAUUUCUCACAAAGGGCCGCCACAAAACAUUCCUGGCUGCAAGACAAAGGUUUGGGGUUGCAAAGUGUUGGACCAGAGACGGGUUCAUUAUAGUCUUGUCUCCGGAUGGCUCGCGGCAUCGUAUUACCACCAUGGCGGAAUUGCAAGCUAUUCGGAGUGCUGAGAGCGAUUCCUCAGUCCCGCAGACGUCACCUGAUGCCGAGGAAGCCCCCAAACCAUCCAAAGGCAUUAAUCCUAGGCUUAAGAGGACUGUGAAAAAACUAACGUAAAGU
Molecule: messenger RNA, 753 nt
Organism: Vanessa atalanta (red admiral)
Lineage: Eukaryota; Metazoa; Arthropoda; Insecta; Lepidoptera; Nymphalidae
Exons: 1
Coding region: 1-750 (249 amino acids)
Source: RefSeq, a predicted model, not a curated record